Molecule: messenger RNA, 4883 nt
Organism: Etheostoma spectabile (orangethroat darter)
Lineage: Eukaryota; Metazoa; Chordata; Actinopteri; Perciformes; Percidae
Product: LIM and calponin homology domains-containing protein 1
Biological process (GO): regulation of focal adhesion assembly; positive regulation of stress fiber assembly
Cellular component (GO): stress fiber
Molecular function (GO): myosin II head/neck binding
Source: RefSeq, a predicted model, not a curated record
UUAAACGGCCUGCCCGGAGAUGGCUAGCCCCGCAGCAGGUCGAGAUGUCCCGAAUGCUUCGCCGCAGGACGAGCCGGAACAUUCGGGGCCGAACCAUCCAGAACCAGCCUGUCUGGAGGCACAGAAAUGGAUAGAGGCUGUAACUGGGAAGAGCUUUGGAGACAAGGACUUCCGCAGUGGAUUGGAGAAUGGCAUCCUGUUAUGCGAGCUGCUGAGUGCAAUCAAACCAGGGCUGGUCAAGAAGAUCAACAGACUGCCCACCCCCAUCGCCGGGCUGGACAAUCUGUCAGUCUUCCUGCGGGGCUGUGAGGAGUUGGACCUGAAGGGCUCCCAGCUGUUUGACCCUGGAGACUUGCAAGACACUUCCAUACGAGCUAACCUAAAGGACUCUGACUGCAACCGCAAACUCAAAGAUGUGCUGAACACAGUGUUCUGGCUUGGGAAGGCUGCCAGUGGCUGCGCAUCCUACAGCGGCCCUACUCUCAACCUCAAGGAGUUUGAAGGGCUUCUUGCUCAAAUGAAGUUGGAGAGUGACGAAGGAGGCGACAGUUCACAGAAGCGCAGCGUUAGAGACAGCGGCUACGAUUGCUGGGACUCUGAGAGGAGUGAUUCACUCUCUCCACCACGACACACUCGCGACAACUCCCUAGACAGUCUGGACUCCUUUGGCUCGCGAUCACAGCACAGCCCUUCUCCUGAUGUGGUGAAUCGAGGACACAGUGAUGGGCGAGGCAGCGACUCGGAGGCUGAUGCCCCCAGCAGGAGGCCAGAUGUGCGGAAGGAUGACAUGUUGGCCAGACGGACAGCCAGCAGUGAAUCAAGAAACUUGAUUCCCUUUAACCAGUUCCUUCCCAACCGAACCAACGCCAGCUCCUACAUCCCGACACCACGGCGAAAACCACAUACAGAGGAAGGAGAGCAGCGGAGGAUGAGCCGGCGAGUUGCUUUUAUGUCUAAGGACACUGAGAGUGUGAGCAUGGGUGACAUGCUUAACGAGGAAGAGGUUGGACACUUACCACCACUGAGCCAAUCACGAUAUGAGCGCAUGCACGAGCAGUACAACAACUUUCAGGAAGAUGACGACCACUGGCAAAAUGAAUUGGCUCGUUGGAAGAAUCGGCGUCGCAGCACGUCCCAGGAACUGAUCAAGAAAGAGGAAGAGAGGAAGAGGAUGGAGAAAAGGAUGAAGGAGGAGGGAAGUGACUGCAACAAGAGGAAAAGCAUUAAGACCUACAAAGAGAUCGUGGAGGAGAAGGAGCGUAGAGAGGCAGAUUUGUGUGACGCCUACAGGAAUGCAGCAACUCCAGAGGAAGCUGCCAUGGUUUUACAGCGUUAUGCUCUUCGCUUUACCAUCAGUGAUGCAACACUGGACAGCCUAAAACUGCCCAGAUCCACUGCAAAUCCCAAACAGAACCUUGAUAAGGUGGAUACGGAGCACAAAACGACUUCACCUGUAAAUGAAACCUCAGAACCUCUGCACAAACCAGAACCACGUGUUAUAAAAGACCACUGGCACACAGAGCCUAAAGAGAUGGAGACAAAAACAACUGCUCAACACGCGACAUCAGUUUCUGUCCCUUCCAGCUCCCCGACACCUGGCAACACUCUCAGCCCGGUCACAAACUCAGACCAUGUGCCACCUCGGUCACUAGAACUGAAUGAACCUCAAUCCAAACUGACAGAGUCUCCAACCAAACAACAAAAACAACCGAUUACAGGAGAUGCAAAGCCUCAAGCCAAACACACGCCACCUCAUAUUCCACAGGUGCAGCCUCAAACCACACAGCCUGUACACACACUCCCCUCAUCUCCAUCUGUAUCUCCCAGACCCGUCCCUCUGCUGGCAGCCAAGCCCUACUGCCAGCCCAGGAACACACUGUCUGGACACAAACCUGUCAAGAUGGACGGGUUGGUGCGAGUAAAUGGAGAGGUGACAGAAGAUUUAUCUGUUUCUACUUUACCUACAUCUACUCGACACUCGCCACCGGAGGUCAAAGAAGUUCCCUCCAAACAGAUGGAGAAAGAUGCUCCCUCCAAACAGCUGGAGAAAGAAGUUCCCUCCAAACAGCUGGAGAAAGAAGUUCCCUCCAAACAGCUGGAGAAAGAUGCUCCCUCCAAACAGCUGGAGAAAGAAGUUCCCUCCGUACAGAUGGAGAAAGAAGUUCCCUCCGUACAGAUGGAGAAAGAAGUUCCCUCCGUACAGAUGGAGAAAGAAGUUCCCUCCGUACAGAUGGAGAAAGAAGUUCCCUCCGUACAGAUGGAGAAAGAAGUUCCCUCCGUACAGAUGGAGAAAGAUGUUUCCUCCGUACAAACGGAGAAAAACGUUCCCUCUGAGCAGAUGGAAAAAGACAUUCCUUCCAUACAGAGAGAGAAAGAUGUUCCCUCCAAGUCUAAUGCGACAAAUCAGGAGACGGUAGAGCAAGCGCCAUCUCCAAAGACAGAAAGAUCGACCACGUCUUUAGGCUCUGCCAUCAGCUCCUUGAUUGGAGGUCGAAACUGUACCAUCACUACAACUAUCGUGACAGAGCUCACGCAUGUGGAGCCACAUCACCCGGACAUCCAAAGUAAUGGACAGAUUAAUGGUACUUCUGGGUUAUCUGGAAGUCCAGUGGGCGGGGGAAAGACUCAGCCAGCUACAUCACCAAACAGCAUGCAAGAAUAUUCUCCCACUGCCACAGAGGGACUUGAGGAGAGCAGUGUGACUAUUGAGACCCCCAUGUUGAACUUGGCUAAACGUGUUAAUCACUGGGUCUGGGACCCCAAUGAGGAACGUAAACGCCUGGAAAGUUGGCAACAGGAGCAGGAGCGCCUCCUACAGGAGCAAUACCAGAAAGAACAGGAGAAGCUGAAGAAUGAGUGGGACAAAGCGCAGCUGGAGGUGCAGGAGGAGGAGAGAAAACACAAUGAAGAGGAGAGAAGAAUCCUAGAGGAGACUGUAACACCCUUAAAUCCCACUGGCUUGUUAAACCAGCAUUCAGUUCAGACAGGGACAACUUCAUCAGCUCCAGAAAACAAUGAGACAGAAAGAGGACAUAUUCCUCUACAGCAAAGCAGCCAAAGAAGGGAAAGGAACGAAGAUCAACAUGCAUCGAAGCUGCAUUUUUUCCAGGAUUCUGCAUGUGAUGGUGAACAUUCAAAGGAACAGGGACUGUGGAAGACAGCCUCUCUGGACCGCAACCCUCAGUUAAACCAGCCACAUAUUGUUAAAAGGUCUGAGUCCCAUGAUGCUGUAACAGGCAAACAGCAGCCCUCCCCUGCACCACCUCAGCCUCCCUCACCCAGCAGGUGUGUUAGUGGGAAGAGACUAUGUUCUGGUUGUUCUCAACCACUGGGAAAAGGAGCUGCCAUGAUCAUCGAUACACUGGGACUUUUCUUCCACAUACAGUGUUUCAAGUGUGGAGUGUGUGAUGGGCAGCUAGGUGACGCCUCUGCAGGGACUGAUGUACGGAUUCGUAAUGGACUGCUGAGCUGUCAUGAGUGCUAUAUUGCAUCUCGGGGCAGAGGUCAGCCCACCACACUAUGAUGACCUCCUCUGUCUUUGUCAGUGAUUGGAUGGAGAAGAAUUCAUAACUCCGUAACUCACAUUCUGGCAAACUCUCGGAAUCAUUGUCUUUUUCCUGAAAUGCACAAACUGUUUUAUGGAUGCCACUUUGAGUGAAAACUGGACUGACCUGGACUGAGUGACAAAACAUCACAUGCACAUGCAAUACAGUGUGUGUGCUUAUUAUACACUUCAAGAUUUUGAAUAUGUGUAGCAUGGAUGUAAUUAAUAAAAUUUGUGUGUUAAGACCUUUGCACAACCAUACUUAGCACAGUUAAGAUACUAGAAUAAGGAUCUGUUCUAUAACAAGCUUAACAUGUUACGCUAAAAGCUGAACCACUACACAUCAGUCUCAAAGUCUUGAUUCAUUAACCCCUGCUUCUGCACUGAUGACUGAUGAUGGUUUGGGUUGGAUAACCUGAAGUAGCUCAACCUUUAUAAUGCCUUACUCAUCAUCAUACCUUUGCAUUCUUUUUGGGUUUUGUGUUUACUGUUUUGCAUGAAAGAAGAACAUGUAUAAGUUAUUGCUCAGAUGGAGUAGUGUGCGCUUGACGUUCGUUGUUGUCGUCUCAACACCUAAACUUUAACUUCCCUCUUGUAUGUUGUACAUCAUCAUGAUAUUUUUCAUUUUGGGGGGGGAUCUGGCUAACUUACGCAAGCUUUUUUCUUUAUAAUUAUUUUUACUGGAACGAGAAUGCAUGUUAUUAAUUAUAUACUUGUUGUUUUUUGGAUUUUUAAAUAUUUUCCCCUUAAAAUGUUUUCGCCAUUGUUAUUCUCAUAGACUGACUGAAUCCGAAACAGUGCCUUAUGUAAUGAAUGCGAGGGCUAGUGUAUAGCGUAGGAGUAAUUCACACUCACACAGACCUCUGGGUCUUGGCACAUGCGUGUGUGUGUGUGUGUGUGUGUGUGUGUGUGUGUGUGUGUGUGUGUGUGUGUGUGUGUGCUUGUGUAUGAAAUCAUACAUGUAUUGGUAUGUAUGCAAUGUGUGAGUUGACUUGAAGCACAGUUCCAUACCAGCAACAAACAUUUUAAAUAGAUCUCCAAAUCACCUGUUGUUCCCUUACACCCCCUCCCAGGAGAUGAACCAAUGACACAAAGUGAUUUGCUGCUUCCCUGUUAGUUAUUCCCCCGUAUAAUGACAGUUUCACAAUGUCCAAAAAUCUCUCCUCGUCUGCCUCUAUCACAAGUGUUGCCUCUCCAGAGUCUGAGCUGAAUGCCCUUCUCCUCUGUGUGUCACAGUCUAUCUGAACACCUGAUAGCGUCUUCAUUAGAGGAAUAGAGCGCUCAGUUCAUUGUCUUUUAUAGCAAGUGUAUGUUUAUCAAUAAAAUAUUUUAAAUGGGA